Molecule: messenger RNA, 3490 nt
Organism: Bombus pascuorum
Lineage: Eukaryota; Metazoa; Arthropoda; Insecta; Hymenoptera; Apidae
Product: lachesin-like
Exons: 9
Coding region: 276-1688 (470 amino acids)
Cellular component (GO): neuron projection
Source: RefSeq, a predicted model, not a curated record
UCGUUAAGCGCGUACGAAUCGGUUGGGCCAAUAAAGACGAACAAAAGUAGAAACGUGAAACGCGAGUGUCCAUCGAUCGUCACGAUCGUUCGAUAGAUCACCGUACGGAGGCAUUCGAUUCGCAAAUUCCCAGAGGAUUUAGCAACGUUCGGCUGGUGGUUACCAACGAUCACAUAGCGUUACGAGCGGUGAUUUUCCGCCGGGGCCAUACAUCAACGUGAUAUUUUCCAACGGAAUUCCCUGGUGAAUUCCAAGUGAAUUAUAAGGAUCAUAGAAUGAGGGUGGCACGGCUAUUACUGUGCUACGUACUUCUCGAAGACUACAGUACCAAUCUCGGCGGGGCUGCAAUUACUAGCGACGCCGCGCGCCAGGACGCCUCUGCGACGAAUCCUACGCUACCAGAUCUGCCGAGUUUUGUGCAGCCGAUCGGUAAUGUGACAGCGGCUAUUGGUAAAGAAGCCGUUCUACCGUGCACGAUCCGGAAACUAGGAAAUCACAAGGUGGGAUGGAUUCGUGUGGAGGAUAAAACGAUAUUGUCGAUGGGUCAACGAACGGUGACUCAUUCGCCCCGAUUCCUCGUCACGCUGGAGAACGCAAAGUCGAAGAAUCAAAGCCAAUCGAGAGACGAGGAGGAAGCCACUUCGCGGCUUCAUAUUCGCCAGCUUCGGGAAGCUGACCGAGGCUGCUACAUGUGCCAACUGAAUACGAAGCCCAUGUUGAGCCAGCUGGGAUGCGUGGAUGUCCUAGUGCCGCCGGAUAUACUUAGCACCGGCACAUCGGAGGGUGAGGUCUCCGUUCUAGAGGGUGAGAACGCCACCCUCUCGUGCAAGGCCUCCGGAAGACCGACACCUCGUGUGCUCUGGCGACGCGAGAAAAGUGGUUUCAUACUUAUGAGGGGUCUUCACGAUCCGCUGAUACCAGAUUUUAUAGUGGACAACCAGUCCGGUGAGAAGCUGGAAUUAACCAGGGUAGACAGGAGGCAAAUGGGAGCUUAUCUUUGUAUAGCCAAAAACGAAGUGCCACCGGCAGUCAGCAAGAGAGUCUAUCUGAGGGUAAACUUUCCACCUAGCGCCAAGGUUCCCAAUCAAUUAUUGAGUUCGCCUUUGGACACGGACGUAUCGUUGAUCUGUUUGAUCGAGGCAUAUCCAAAGACGAUUAACUUGUGGACUAGAAAGGAGCAAGUUAUCAUGAGCGGUGGUAGAUACGAGAUCGACGAAAGAGGACAUCCGGACGAGGAAUGGAAGACAACGAGCGAGCUGAAGAUAAGACGUUUAGAGAAAACGGAUUUAGGAGAGUACACGUGUUCAGCGUCCUCAAGCAUGGGGAAAGCCGAGGCUACCCUUAGGGUGUACGAAAUUGAACGAGCAACUCCACCCACCCGGACUACAUUGGCAAACUCGAACAAAUCGAGCAAUCGAGGGAAAUCAAAGUUCGCUCAGGUCACGACGAUAAAUCGAAUUUUUCAUCAGAUGAGCACACCGGCGAUGCAGAAGAGUACCGCGAGAAUCGUUUACAGCAAGCACAUGACGACCUCGACGACGGUGGAUCCACGAGCGCCUUUCAUCAAAGACAAGAACUUGUUUAAGAAUCGCGACACCCCGAACGUGAGAAAUUGUGCCAACGCGAAGAAACUCGGCGGCACGCGGAUUUACGCGGUCUGCUUGCUGUUCUUCCUAACCCUACGGUAAACGUUCGCAACGAACGUAUACGCGGCGAAAGCUCUGUUAACGGAUUGAGCGAGCGAAAAGCUACCGCAAGUUGUUCGCUCGCGGUUCACGCGUGAUGGCGCGCAAGGCAAGCGAACCAACGAAUAGGAAAUGUUGCGGCUAGACAAACACCGUGAUCUGAAUCUGACCACGAUACCUACGAACGAUAGAAAGAAGAAAUCGUGACUCCCAAGUAUUAAUCGAACGGAAGCAAGUUCUUAUUGCGUUUGAAACGAGCACGAAUUGCUAGUAAAUAGACGAUACAGCGAACAAAUCGAUGUCUCUCUUGUCGCGGACAAACACCGCGGUGAAUACUGUUGCGAAUUUUAAAAGAUAAAUGCUUACGAAUGUAUUUUUUAUGACCCUUUUAUCCGUUUUGGAAUGCGGGGAAAAGAGUAAAGUCGUGAGCGAAGUGUGUUCUUUAGUUGAACUAAAUGUAACAUUGUCGAGUAUUUUUUUAACAACGAACGAAGCAAAAGGUAUACAAGGUUUCCCAUUGGAAUUAUUAUUUCCGAUUUGUGGAGUUAUUAGGAGUAACGAUGUAAUUUUUAUAACGUUAGCGUCGAAAGCCUUACACAAGCAGGGUGUCUAUCUCAAGUGGGCCACCAGUGUCAUUCACGAGAUCAUCGUUCGACAAAAUACGACUAAAAAUUGAUACUUUCAAUCGAUUACCCACACUUCGAAAUUAUUUCAACAAUGGCAUUGGCGAUCCAAUUAAAAUGAACAUCCCUUAUGAUAUCUUUACGCCGUAAUAAUUAUUAUCAACGAUUAAUUGUAUCUCCACGUUCUGCGAGAUUCGCGGUUUGUCGCGAAUCACCGCUCCUUAAUCAACUAUUCGAUUAUACUCGAACACAGACAAAUAAUUAGCAUACUAAUUUGUACGUAAGGGGUAAUAAGAUAAUAUCUUUAUUUAUCGGUACGAUAACAGAGUGAACUGAGAUCGUAAGUGGCAUCUUAACGAACGUUAAACACGUCAUAUCUAAGAUUCAUAUCCGUAGGGCGUAUAGUACCGUACUAUAUAUUUUAGAAAGAUACUAGACCUUACUUUUCUUAUUUUACGUAUUUUUUUAAUUACCCGUAGGCAAGUAACGUACCUCAUAUGCCAACGAUUAAACAAGACCACAAUUAUAAAUAUAAUCGAUGUGGUUAACUGCGAGGAAUCAACUGGCGCGUUCAUCGAAUACAUUUCUGAACGUUCCACGUUAUCUAUCGGAUAACGAUUAUUCGUUGUAUUAUUUAGCGUCUCUUUGUUUUCUUUUCUUCUCUUUCCUUUAUUUUUCUUUUACGCAAAAGUGUAUAUAAACGAACAACGCAGUCUCUCUUUAGCGUAACGAUCGUUUGCGAUAAUAUCGAGGAAAUAUUUUUCUUUCAAGGAAUCGACAAUAAUCGUUCCUAAUGAGUUGUAUGUGCUUCGCAUCAUUCUUUUUAAUGUUCCUCGCAAAACCGCAAAUCAUAUGUUACUCUGUAAUUACAAUCUGUGUACGAAAUGGUGCGACUAGAAAGGCUCGAUGUUCUUUAGCACAUCAAAUUUUCAAACCGAGAGUGUCGGAGCUUUCUUCUGGUACUAUUGCUAUGUCAUGAAUGUCUUCUAUUACAGAGUACAAAUUUUAGUCACGAUGCGUGGUUUAUUGUCAUUGAAAUAGUAGCAUAUCCGCGAAAUAAACAGAACAACACACGUGUUAAAUAUAUCUAUUUAACAAAUAUUGUAUAUCGUAAAACACUGCUCAAUAUAACGACUCUACAAUAACUAUAAUAAAAGAAUGUUGUUGUUUAUAGAAAAAAAA